CACCAUGAUAGUCGGAGGAUUUCGUCCUUCAGAAGAGGUCGGGUCUUGUGGUAUACAGUUCUUCCAUGUAUAUUCUCCUUGUAAAAGGCAUUGCAUGGGAAUAAGUGUGAGAGUGUUUUAAAUUAUUGGCACAUAUUCGUUUAUUUAAUUUUGAGCGAUCAUGAAUGUGUCACCGAACGGAGCUUACUCGGGUCUGGGAAACAAAGUGGUAUUGAUCACAGGAGCAAGUUCAGGGAUUGGAGCAGGUGCAGCUGAAGUGUUUGCUUGUCAUGGAUCAUCUUUGAUCCUCUGUGGGAGAAAUGCAGAGAACUUGCAACACACUGCAGACAAGUGCAUUGAACUUGGUCUGUCACCUAACAAGAUUGUCCAAGUGGUGGGUGAUGUGACAAUGAGAGAAGACUUGGAAGCUUAUGUGAACAAGGGACUUGAGAAGUUUGGACGCUUGGAUGUUUUGGUGGCCAAUGCAGGCAUAGGAGUCCCAGGAAAUUUGGAAACCUUGACUCUGGAGCAAUACGAGCUCCAACAAUUGGUGAACACAACAUCUGUCUUCAGCUUACUGAAACUUGCAAUGCCAGAGUUGAAGAAAACCAAAGGGAACAUUGUUGCAGUGUCUUCAAUAGCUGGUCUGAGACCAAUUGAUUCAAUGCUGGCGUAUUCAGUGAGCAAGGCAGGGAUGGACCAAAUGAUCCGUUGCAUCUCCUUGGAAGUUGCCAAAUUUGGAGUCCGCGUCAAUUGCAUAAACCCUGGCGCCAUCUUCACCAAUAUUUUCACCAACUGCGGGAUGUUUGGAGAUUCAAAAGUAACCUUUGAUCUGGUGAAUGCAUUGGCAUCCAGCACUCAUCCAUUGGGCAGAUGUGGAAAUGUGUAUGAAACUGGGAAAACCAUUGCAUUCUUGGCAUCAGAUGAUGCAUCUUUCAUCACUGGCGAGACCCUGAGGGUGGAUGGUGGAGUUGGUCUCUCUCAGCCAUUGUUUGACAUCCCCUCUGUGCAAAAUUUAAUCUGACCCAAGUGCAUUAAAAUUCUUAAAAGUGAAAAAAGCACACACACACGUAGGAUGAGAGACGCAGAUUUCCUGCUUUGGUGCAAUUUUUUGAGAAAAAAAAAUACUAUGCACCUGUUGGGCCAUUUCAUCUUCAAAAGUGAUUCCUGUUUUUAAAUUUCUUGUGAUGAAAGCACUCGUGAUUCAAAAUAAAAUGUGGGUUGUUGAAAUCA
This is a messenger RNA of Notodromas monacha, 1212 nucleotides long. NCBI's taxonomy places the organism in Eukaryota, Metazoa, Arthropoda, Ostracoda, Podocopida, Cyprididae. The record is from the annotation of a GenBank genome assembly.